GAAACGGUGCCGUACAAACGUUCAGUAGCGAUAGAACCUUCGCUUCGUUACGAUCUGAUUAGAUUCCUCAGCUCGAGGAAGCUUUUGCUGGAAUAAUGUGCUGUAGAACAGGAAGACUCCUACUGCUCCUCUUUGGUUUAUCGUGUGUAAUUGCUCAAAAUAAUGGCCAAGGGAGCCGUCUAACGUGUGGCAGGCGUCGGGUGAAAUCGGUCUAUCUCAUCCACAAUGGCAUCGAUGCUAAGGCCGGUCAUUGGCCGUGGCAUGCUGCCAUCUUCCAUCGCAAGCAGGGGAAGAGCGAAUACGCCUGCGGAGGAGUGAUCAUUGACGAGAGCACUAUUCUCACAGCCGCUCACUGUAUCUACACAACGAGCGGGAAAAUCCCUCUCGAUCGGAUCGUUGUGACUGUCGGCCAGAUCGAUCUGAAAGACGAGAACGAGUUCACGCAAAAGCACAACUUGCAUGAAACGAUCGUACAUCCUAAGUACGGCCCAGCAAGUAUUAUCAAUGAUAUUGCUCUUUUGAAGCUGUCAACCAACAUCACGAUGACGAAGUACGUGCAGCCCGUCUGUCUGUGGACGAUGGACAGUAACCAGGAGAUGAUCGCAGGCCGAAACGGGACAAUCGUUGGAUUCGGCCUAAAUGAACACGAUGAAGUAUCCAAGCAGCUGAAGCAAGCGCUGAUCGGUGUUGUGGAUGCGUUGACAUGCAUCGCGAGCGAUCGUUCAGUGUUCGGAACUCAUCUGACCUCGGAUAUGUAUUGCGCCAAAGGACAGACGGGCGUUAGUGCGUGCAAUGGGGACAGUGGUGGCGGUAUGUUCUUCGAAGUGGGGGGCAAAUGGUUCGUGAGGGGCUUGGUCUCGUUUACGCCGCUGCGUGGAAAUACUGGGCUUUGCGAUCCGUUGAAGUACACCGCGUACACCGAUGUGGCGAAGCAUUUUGAGUGGAUUGUUAAGUAUGUGGACCCGCGGGUGCUUUCCUUCGAGUCGGAUGUGCUGGAGAUAGAUUACGAGGAAAAGCUACGGCUGUUUAACUUUGAGACUUGUGGUGUGCCGUCCUCAGCACUGCUCGGCGAUGGGAAUGGUUGGACUGGGCUACCCUGGCUAGGGUUUGUCAUAUUUUCUCCUGGCUCGGACAGUGCACCGAACAGAAGGUGUACGGUAACGCUGAUAAGUGAUUGGUAUGCGAUUGGUCCUGCACAUUGUUUCGAUAACGAUGGCAUAGAACGCUGGAUUCUACUCGGAGGUGAUUCUGAAUCGUCCACAACGAACUGUUCGAACGAUCGCAAUGGAAAUGCAGUCUGCUCUUAUCCAACACAAACGCUCCAAAUCGAACGAAUUAUCACACACCCAAAGUACGACAGUAACAGCCUCGGUGAUAAUAUCGUACUAAUCGAGCUACUGAGCGCGGCCAACACGACACUCCCGAAUGUGAGACCCAUCUGCAUUUCGGCUACUCCCGAACUCCGAACGACUCAGAUGGUCAACCUGUCUGUAGCGUCCUUCUCCUCGCAAGCGAGCUCUUAUCGGAGCGAAGCUGUAAGCCUUGUCAACACAGACUAUUGCAAGACACAGUACGCAGAUUUGGGAUUCACAAUCGACUGGAAAAAUAAGAGAUUUUGUGCUCAAAUACCCGCGGAAGAAUCAUGCAGUUCGCUGAGAAGUGGCGCACCACUGCAAGAGUUGCGAUCUUUCGGCGAUACAAGCCGCUAUUUUCUACGAGGAUUCGAGCUGUUCGGACGGGCUUGUGCAACGGAAAUACCUCCUGUGUACAACAACCUGGACGAAUACCUCGACUGGAUACUGUACAACAUGAGAUACAGCAUCUCGGACAAAGCUGAACCCGUUGCUCCGGCCCCGACUACCAGCGGUCCGAAGCAAAGCCUGGAGAAGGAGUGGGACGCACUACAGCAGCAGCCUGGGAAGGAAAAUUUGCGCCUAUUCAAUAUGGACACCUGCGGCCUAUCGACAUCGCGCAAUGAAAACUUGGGAAGAGUUACCAUUCUGCCGUGGGUCGGGUUCUUCCAGGGUGCCGAGAAUGUGACCGAUGAAUCCUCCUUCACGAAAAGCCUGGCGGUACUAAUAAGCGAAUGGUACGCCAUAGUUCCCAAACGUAGUGUCACGAGCAACAUAUCUUGGCGAUUAAUGAUACUGGGCAAGUACAAUCCGGAUGAUCCCACCAACUGCUACACCAGCACCUGCGAGAUAACGCAUCAGAUGGUGGAAAUUAAGAACGUCAUCGUCCCACCCAUCGAUCAUCCACGGCAAAUGUUGGCACUGAUAGAGUUGCUAGAGCCGGCCAACCUGAAGCUUCCCUACAUCAGCCCAAUCUGCUUGCCCUUCAUGCAGCAGCUGCAGCGCAAAACACCAACCGAGGUGACCAUAUCGUCCAACAAACAGUUUGCCAUCGUAAGCAAGAAGCUCACGAUGAUCGAUUAUCUAAACUGCCAGCAACGGCUACUGCUGGCGACACACUUUGUCACGUUUGAUGGAGAUUUCCCGUGUGCGAUCGAGGCGGAAAAGUUUCGCCAGGUGUCCUUGCCUUCCAGCCUGGGCAGUCCGUUGCAGAUGCCUGUGAGGAUGGGUGGCCGUGCGCGCUACUUUCUCUAUGGGAUGGAUACGAACGAGGAAAACAUUUUCUCCGACCUAGUGUACGGUCCGUAUCUGUUCGGCACGAUAGAGCCGGCCGAUCUUGAUUGGAUCGUAGAAAAUAUGCAGUUUAAGGAGCGCAAUACAUCGCUGCCGAUCGAAACGAGAAGUGCAGAUCGCGAGAGAGUUAGUUUAGCACCCAUGCCGGACACUUCCAAGAGGAAUCUGUUCAACUUCAAUACUUGCGGCAUAAACACUCUUCUGAGCGAAUCGUUCAGCAGCUAUCCUAUCCCGUGGACGGGCAAUGUCUUUUCAAACGCAACGUAUUUCAACGUCAGCAGAUGUUCGGUGACGCUCAUCAGCGAAUGGUAUGCUGUAGGACCUGCGUACUGUUUUGGCGAUGUCAAAGAAGAAUACAACAUAUUGUUUGGUUUUAGUAGUGAUUCUACGAACAGGGAAUGCGCAAAGCUCAAUACAACGGCCCCAUGUAAGCUUCCCGAGCAACGAAUUCCAGUAGAAAAGAUCAUCGUCCAUCCACAGUACGAUCGGCCCAGCUACAGUAACGAUAUAGCACUGGUAAAGCUAGCCAGACCCGCAGACACAUCUCAGCGUAAUGUGAGACCUAUCUGUCUGCCCCUGUUGGAUGAAGUUCGCAGCUAUGGCCUAUCGAGUCUGGUGAUGUCUUCCACCAAGGAAAGAACCUCCGACUUCACAGUUACGCCUAUCGAAAACAGAUACCUGCAUCGAGACGAGUGUCAACAACGUUGGAACGGUUUGGCUGUAAGCUUCACCGUAGACACCAUGAAGAGCUGCAUCAUUACCAAACGAUCGUCUGAUGAUAAAUGUGUUGGAGUGUUUACCGGUGCCGCACUGCACACGCUUCAAAGAGUUCAAUCGAGUGACAGACACUUUUUACGAGGCUACGUUUUGAUCUUGCCGAGAGGCUGUAGUGUGUAUUAUCCCGCAGUGUACACCAACACUGAGCAUUACUUGAGUUGGAUGUUGGAAAACAUGGAUGAACCACUGUUCACGUCGAACGGUUCAGCUGAUUUGCGUGAGAAACUUAUCUUUACCUAACUUUCGGAGCUUAGUUUCGUUUAGAGAGAAGAACUAAUAUUUUUAGAUUAGAUUAACUAUGAAAGGGGCCUGAGAUAUUUCUUCUACACUAUUAUAUGUAGACACACCUCUCGUACGCUUGCACUUACAAGUGCAGCCAUAAUCGACGUAAUCUUAACGUGCGCGUACGCCCUUCAGCCUUCCGUCCGACCUUCUCCCGUUUGCAAACUUUCCGCGUCUUCCUUCCCCUUGCCCCUCGCCGGCCGUGCCAAGCGCGAUAGUGCAGGCCACUCGUCGUACACUGAAGCAUCUGCAGCAGAUGGCAUUUGAAACUGCAGUCUUAUCGUGUUUGAAAUGGUCUCGCCAACUACAGCGUUUGCAAAAGUGCCCAUUCUGCUGCCACUGUCGCUUCGUUUGCUGCACUGCAGCCAGCUGCAAAGGUUCGAAUGUCCCUCGCGACUCUAGUUACGGGGAACAGAGGGCAAAAAAAGAAA
Molecule: messenger RNA, 4135 nt
Organism: Anopheles stephensi (Asian malaria mosquito)
Lineage: Eukaryota; Metazoa; Arthropoda; Insecta; Diptera; Culicidae
Exons: 4
Coding region: 96-3662 (1188 amino acids)
Biological process (GO): proteolysis
Molecular function (GO): serine-type endopeptidase activity
Source: RefSeq, a predicted model, not a curated record